Acanthoscelides obtectus is the source of this 530-nucleotide messenger RNA. NCBI's taxonomy places the organism in Eukaryota, Metazoa, Arthropoda, Insecta, Coleoptera, Chrysomelidae. The record is from the annotation of a GenBank genome assembly.
AUGAUGUAUUGCAACAGUUCCCACAUUGACCGCACAUAAUAAAAAACCCGUGUUCGACCCGGGUUCUAUCGAAUUUUUAUUACUGGGAGAUAACUUUCAAAAACUAAUGGAACAUACUUUGUGGCGUCUGGUGAAGCUAUUCAUGUAGGGUUGAUUUCUUUUACCUGACAAAUAGUUAUAUAGCGAGAGCCCCUCGUAUAUCUCCAUAAUUUUGAAUAAAGUGUACCCAAUCGACUGUACAGUCUGGAUCAGAACUCAGAAGAGGACCUCCAGGUUGAUCUUAAACAUCUACUUCUGGAACCGACAAAGACUAGGAAAACCAGGACCAUCCCAAAGACGAAGAUUGACGCAAGAGUGCAGUGUCUUCAAGUCUGAAGUUCAGGUAAGUUAUCUUCAGGUAAGUUUCUCGCGUUUUGCUCUCAUUGAGGCCAUUCAGACUUAUCAUUCAUUAGAAAGAUAGGUCCUUCCCACUACAAACUAUUCACCAUUAAAUUAUGCUGGUACAUUCCGCGAGAUAUAAUAUCAGCAGG